Pimephales promelas (fathead minnow) is the source of this 1975-nucleotide messenger RNA. RefSeq names its product torsin family 1 (gene tor1). Gene Ontology annotation, molecular function: ATP hydrolysis activity; kinesin binding; ATP binding. The record is from RefSeq and is a predicted model, not a curated record. Gene Ontology annotation, biological process: protein localization to nucleus; nuclear membrane organization. Gene Ontology annotation, cellular component: nuclear envelope; endoplasmic reticulum; endoplasmic reticulum lumen. Lineage: Eukaryota; Metazoa; Chordata; Actinopteri; Cypriniformes; Leuciscidae.
UGACAUUUGCCAAAUCAUAUGUGAGAAGGUUAGUCUAUUGAUUGGAUAUAGUGAAAAAAACAAACAAACAAAAAAACAGAUACUUUGUAAACUAAUACAAAUAUUGACACAUUUUACAGCUUUCGCAGUCGUACUAUUUCUUUAUGGGCAUUUCAAGCGGAACUCCUCGCAGCGCGCGCUCUAUCCAAACCUCAAACACGGACUCUUUUGAUUCGGUUCACGGAAGUCGCUCAUCAUCACAGUCUGUUUAGCGUUCACGAAACCGGAUUAGGACAUUGGGUUAUAUAUGUGCUGUUAAUUUCGACAGUCCACCAGAAUGCGGUUGGCGUGUUGGCUGGUGUUCGCGGGCUGUUGCUCUCUCACUGCGGGGAUAGAGCCGAUCAGCACCAGCAUCGCAGUCGGGAUGGCCGCCGCGCUCACCGGGUUUCUGGCCAGUUACCAGAACGUGCUCUAUUACUUCCACGAGUGCUGCAGACCGGAGUGGAUCUCGUUCAACAAAACAGGACUGAAGUAUGACCUUGACACCAAGCUGUACGGGCAGCACGUUGCAGCUCAGGUCAUCCUGAAAGCCGUCACAGGCUUCAUGAAGAAUGAAAACCCGAAGAAACCUCUGGUUCUGUCCCUCCACGGCUGGACCGGGACUGGGAAGAACUUUGUGAGCCAGCUGAUAGCAGAAAAUAUAUACGAGAAAGGGAUGUCGAGCAGUUUUGUUCAUCUGUUUACAGCAACGGCACACUUUCCUCAUGAGGUUCACAUAAACACAUACAAGAACCAGUUACAGGACUGGGUAAAGGGGAACGUUUCCAUCUGCCCACGGUCCAUGUUCAUCUUUGAUGAAAUGGAUAAAAUGCAUCCCGGGCUGAUCGAUAGUAUAAAGCCUUACCUGGACUUCUACGAAAAUCUGAACGGAGUAUCGUACAGAAAGGCCAUCUUCAUUUUCCUCAGUAACGCCGGCGGUGAGAAUAUCGUUCAGGUGGCUCUGGAUUUCUGGAGGGACGGGAGAGAGCGAGAGGAGAUACAGCUGAAAGAUCUAGAGACGGCACUGACACUGUCCGUCUUCAACAACAGAAACAGUGGUUUCUGGCACACGAGUUUAAUCGAUAAGAACCUGGUGGAUUUCUUCGUGCCGUUCCUACCUCUAGAGUACAAGCACAUCGUUCAAUGCGGUUUGUCCGAGAUGGUCUCCAAGGGUCACGUCCCGGAAAAAGAAGUGGUUGAGAUGAUGGCCCACGACCUGAACUACUUCCCUAAAGAGGAGCGCGUCUUCUCCAUGCAGGGCUGCAAGGUCAUCCCCAGCAGGCUGGACUUCUAUGUUUGAACGAGAGGGAACAAAGAAACACUCAAAAACAGCAAACUGGUUAUCGUCUGCGUGCUUUUUUCACAGAAAUCCCUUCUGUUAUUCUGCAAUAGAAAGAACUGGAGCAGAAUUGCUCCUCAGACAUUACAGCUUUACGUGAUGCCAUGCUCUCGAAAGACUGAGAUGUUUUUUAUUUAAUCACAAGUGUUUAUACACCAAUGGACUGUUUUAUUGAUGCCGCAUCAGCUGGGUGUUUCUGUUAAAGAUGAAGUAGCAGAGGAAGCUUUUUUUUUAAAGACUUUGCACAUUGGAGCUCCAAAAAACACUGGGUAUUGGUGAUUUUAUAUGUUGAUCUGUAUUAAUUUUUAUCAUGAGAGAGAGAGAGAGAAAAAACUAUUUGCCUUUAUCUUGAAAUAUCACAUUUAUUAAUGCCUUUUUACAAGAAAAACGAUGUGUUGGGCUGUUUUUUGGAUAAAGAAGAUAAUUAGCUAGAAGACAAUUGUAGCUUAACCUGGAUCUCAUUUUGAUCUUUGAAACAUGAUCAUUUCUUUACAUCACUGUCAGGAUUCAGAUUUGUGUUGUCGAUUUUAAGUUGCAAUUUCACAACUACUGUAGUGCAACUGGUUCCUCUACAAGGUUUUGUUGAGUAAAUGACAGUGUUAUGGGCACUAGUCAUUA